AUGGUCCGCCGCAGUUUUCCUGCCUUGGCGAAGGGCGAUCAGGCGCUGGGACGGCUCUUGGUCGCUGGAUGCGUGCUGGAAGACCUUGUGGAUCUCUUCAGCGAAGGUCGGAGAGUGGAGUUGCAAAACCUUUCCUUCAAUCAAGGAAAGGAACUGCGAGUCACCGGUGUCCCUGAACCCAAUCCGGUUGGUUUCGCCAUCAAUGUGGGUGAAUCUGAGUGCAACAUUGCGCUCCACAUCAACCCUCGCUUUCAAGGCUGUGGCCCAGGUGUCAUCGUCCUGAAUGCCAUGAAGGAUGGGUCCUGGGGUGCUGAAGUGAGAGAUGAAAGAAACUUUCCUUUCCGGCAGGGCGAGAAGUUUGAGGUGUCCAUCACCUUUGGCAAUGAGCAGUUUUGCAUUAGCCUGGACAACGGCAACAUGCUGGAGUUCCCCAACCGCCUGGAACAGCCCCAGUACAGUAAAAUCUGGUUUACAGGAGACGUCAGGAUCACCGGCAUGUAUGUCAAAUAG
Conger conger (European conger) is the source of this 510-nucleotide messenger RNA. RefSeq names its product beta-galactoside-binding lectin-like. NCBI's taxonomy places the organism in Eukaryota, Metazoa, Chordata, Actinopteri, Anguilliformes, Congridae. Gene Ontology annotation, molecular function: galactoside binding; laminin binding; carbohydrate binding. The coding region runs from base 1 to 510 and encodes 169 amino acids. The record is from RefSeq and is a predicted model, not a curated record. The transcript is spliced from 4 exons.